Molecule: messenger RNA, 369 nt
Organism: Sphenostylis stenocarpa
Lineage: Eukaryota; Viridiplantae; Streptophyta; Magnoliopsida; Fabales; Fabaceae
Source: the annotation of a GenBank genome assembly
AUGGCUUCAGUAAACAAGCAAUCUUACCGAAGACUGAAAAAUGAAGAAGAAUUGGAGGAAGAAAUAGUAGAAAAAGAAGUGAAAAAAGCAAGGGCGUGGCUCAAGUUUAGGACUCUAGCGGGUAGAAGAAGGCCAAGGCUUCGUGUUGCAGCACUGAGAAGAUUCCUUAGAAAAAGAACCAAGCUUCUCUCUAGAUUCAGGGUUUCGUGGCGCAGGACCUUGAAGAGAUUGAAGCAUGGACAGAGUCACGUGAAUGAUCUUUUUGGAGGAAAUUUCUUAUUAAUGCAAGGAAAUCUUGCUCCUUUCAGAUGUGGUAAGAAACCUUACAUGGGUUAUGGUCCUCAACGAUUAUCGACAACUAUCCGGUAG